Molecule: messenger RNA, 948 nt
Organism: Suillus fuscotomentosus
Lineage: Eukaryota; Fungi; Basidiomycota; Agaricomycetes; Boletales; Suillaceae
Exons: 5
Coding region: 1-948 (315 amino acids)
Source: RefSeq, a predicted model, not a curated record
AUGAUCCACGUGUGGUAUCAUCAUCGAACCCCUGCCAAGAUAGGGCCGUGUCAUAAGAAACGCAUAAUGAGUACACAUGUCAGUCCUACUGUUACACCGGUGACCUUAUUAGAGGCCGCACCAUUUGAAAAUGUACAUCACAGAGCACAAACCACACAAAUCCAUGUCCUCUCUGUCAAUGAACCCGGAACUGCACAGAAGCAGAUGAAGGGAAUUGUGGGGAGGAAGACAAGGGCACACUUGAAGAAGUUCUUCAACUGUCUGAAUUGCAGGGAGGUAGACAUAAACAAUGGUGCAUGCCGGAAGCAGACAAGGGUGCGCCUGAAAAACUCUUCAACUGCCAGAAUUGUGGGGAGGCAGAUAAGGGCGCACCUGAAGAAGUCCUUCAGCUGCCUGAAUUGCGGGGAGGUAGACAUAAAUGAUGGUGCAUGCCAGGAGGCAGAUGAGGGUGCACCUGAAGAAGUUCUUCAACUGCCUGAAUUGUGGGCAGAUGAGAGCGGGGAGGCAAAUGAGAGCGCACCUGAAGAAAUGAGAGCACACCUGAAGAAGUUCUUCAACUGGUGGAAUUGUGGGGAGGCAGAUGAGGGUGCACCUGAAGAAGUUCUUCAACUGGCGGAAUUGCAGAUGAGGGUGCACCUGAAGAAGUUCUUCAACUGCCUGAAUUGUGGGGAGGCAGAUGAGGGCGCACCUAAAGAAUUGAAGAAGUUCUUCAACUGCCUGAAUUGUGGGGAGACAUGCAUGCUGGAAGCAGAUGAGGGUGCAUGGUGGAGGCAGACAAGGGGUGCACCUGAAAAACUCUUCAACUGCCGGAAUUGUGGGGAGGCAAAUAAGAGCGCACCUGAAGAAACUCUUCACCUGCCGGACUUGCACACGACAGGGCAGGAGGUCCAAGAGAGAAGUAUUGUACAAUGGGGAUCUAAGGAGCCUGCCAGGAUUAUGGAUCUGUGA